Molecule: messenger RNA, 981 nt
Organism: Caenorhabditis briggsae
Lineage: Eukaryota; Metazoa; Nematoda; Chromadorea; Rhabditida; Rhabditidae
Exons: 4
Coding region: 1-981 (326 amino acids)
Biological process (GO): embryo development
Molecular function (GO): protein binding
Source: RefSeq, a predicted model, not a curated record
AUGCGCUCUACCGUACACCAGCUGUCUGUCAGUAACUAUUCAUCGAUUUUGGGUGUUCUUCUACUGUCCAACUCUCAUUUGAAUUCUGACCACCUAUUGAUUUUGACGUUUGCAGAAAGAAGAGCCUCAAAACUCGCAGAAAUGAGUGUAGCCGGGAAGCGUAAAGCCGGAAAGCCUUUCUCACAACGAAAAAAUAAUAAGCUGCCAAAAAAAUCAAAAUCGGAGCCAAAAAAUCGAAUUUCGCUAUUGAAGCUUCCCAGAGUAGUACUACUGGAAUGUAUUGCGAAUUUGGAUAUUUCGGAAAUAAUCGUCUUCUCUCUUCUCUCAAAACGUGCCAAAAACAUUGCGAAGCUCAUACCUUGGAGCCCUCUGACUAUUCGUUUGUUACUCGAAUAUGAUCUUCAAGUUACUUUAAAAAUUCCAAAUGGACCAGACCAAACCUGGAAUAUUCGAUAUAACAAUAGAGAAACAUCAGAAUUUCUUCAAUUAUCCAAGUUGAUUGGAACAUCAGUGAAUCAUUGUUUAUCCCUAAAGAAUAAUGGAAAUGCGAUUGAAGAUUUCAAACAAAUGGUUGAAAAUAUCUACGAAGUGUUUCAAUCACCAAUUUGUAGAAUUGAUACAUGUGAUGAACAAUUUAUCGAGUGGAUUAUCAAAAUUCAACCAACAGAAUGGCACAAGGGAUCAAAACUUCACAAUUUGGAAUAUCUGAAAAUUGAAACCUCCUCCCUCCGAAAUCUAAAUGAUAAAAACUAUGCAAAUGAGAUUUUGAAGGACUUGAAUCUGACGGUUAGUGUUGGAAACGAUGGAAGACCAACGAAGGUAAGAAUCGAUGAUGAAUUUGUAAACACGCUACCACAUGUAGACGUUGUACGCAACUUAAUCAGAAACGAUGGAAUGAUUGGAUCUAUCUUCCGAAGCUACACUUCGCAUCAUUUUAGAAUUACAGAUAGAUGCUUCCAUUUCCAGGUCUGGAGAAAAUGA